UCCAAAGGGUAGGCUAAUGAUUUAUUUUUUAAAACAUAAUGAUAGUAUCGCUAUUGUUGCAAGGAGACCGUGACGUUUACAUGUAGCCCACUAGUUUGACGAUAUUCCAAAGUCUAGUUUUGCCGACUAUGUUGCUUCAAGAAUGUAUGAAUAGACAGUAAGUAGCGGGGUGUCACAUAAAAUGAUCACACAAUAGGUCUGUUACUUGUAGACCAUUCAUGUUAAAGGGUGAUAGUAGCCUAAAUGAAAUGUCGUGACGUGACCCCAGUGUUUCUGCCAGAGUGCGGAAUGCGAGACCGGCCCUCCUACCAAAGGAAAGAUGAGGGAAUGGUGGCUUCUUGUGGGCUUGCUGUGCAUUCCUCUGCUGGCAGUCUACCUGCACAUCCCUCCCCAACUGUCUCCAGCCCUCCUGACCUGGCGCUCUGCCGGAGCAUUCUUCACUUUCAGGAGCAACAAUAUAUUCUACAGAGAGACCUAUGGUGCUGUAGGCAGCUCUGAUGUGGUCAUUCUCCUCCAUGGCUUCCCUACCUCCAGCCUGGACUGGUACAAGAUAUGGGCCCUGAAUCGGCGCUUUAACCGGGUCAUUGCUCUGGACUUUCUUGGUUUUGGCUUCAGUGACAAACCGGCCCCCCGCUACUCCAUCUUUGAGCAGGCUAGUGUUGUGAGGCGUUGGUGUCCCUACCUGGGUCUGACGGGGCAGAGGCUCAACCUGCUCUCCCAUGACUAUGGAGACACUGUGGCCCUGGAACUGCUCUACAGGUGAGAUGACCACAACAGGACUGGACACUUGACCAUCAACAGCCUCUGUUUGUCCAAUGGAGGCAUAUUCCCAGAAACACACCAUCCCAGAUUCCUUCAGAAGCUCCUCAAGGACUCCAGCUUCCUCUCUCCGGUGCUGACCCGUCUCACCAACUACAUGGUGUUCUCUAAAGGGUACAUGCCUGUGUUCUCACCUUACACCCAGCCCACAGACGCUGAUUCUUACAUGUGGACAGGGGUCCGCUUCAAUGAUGGGAACCUGGUCAUGGACAGUAUCCUGCAGUUUAUUAACCAGAGGGACGAGCACCGAGACAGAUGGGUUGGUGCUCUCACCUCUACUUUCAUCCCUGUUCAUAUGAUCUAUGGACCCCUGGAUCCAGUCAACCCUCACCCCCAAUUCAUCUUCCUUUACCAGAAACUGGUGCAGAGGUCUACUGUGUCGGUUCUAGAUGAACACAUCAGCCAUUAUCAGCUGGAGGACCCUACUGGCUUCCUCAACGCCUACUUCAGCUUCAUCAACGCCUUCUGAGCCAACUCACCAGCAUUAGACAAUCUGAACUUGACAUCUGCGAGCAUAACUGGGUCAUGUUCAUUCGGGCUCAACGGGAAGGUUAAACAAUUUUGCAAUAGGAAAACAAAAACAUGCAUUACUUAUUGGAGUUCAGCCUGUUUGUGUUUUCUUCUUGGUGCCUAAUGAACACAAAUUUUCACAUCUCCCUUGUGGAAAAAUUGUGAAGAUUCAGCUCUGACUGGUGGGUCGUGAACAAACACCCAUAAUUGAAAAACCUCAAACCUGGAUGAGAACUGUGCACAUUGAAUCAUAGCUGAUAUGACACAGAGUAUCUUGAAUCCAUUCCUGGUAUGUCAUAAAAGCGCAAGCCACGUUGACAGAUACUGUCUCCUGCUACUCGCUAUGAACAAAAUGACAGCACUAAAUGGAUCAACUACUGCUGUAGGGACAUGGGUGAUCUUUCAUGCUUCCAGUAAGAUUUCCUAAGGUAAUCUCAUCUUUGGGGUCCAAUCUAUUGUGUUGUUAUGAC
Molecule: messenger RNA, 1799 nt
Organism: Salvelinus sp. IW2-2015
Lineage: Eukaryota; Metazoa; Chordata; Actinopteri; Salmoniformes; Salmonidae
Gene: mest
Product: mesoderm specific transcript
Molecular function (GO): catalytic activity
Source: RefSeq, a predicted model, not a curated record